GAGAGAGAGAGAGAGAGAGAGAGAGAGAGAUGGCUGUGUGUGUGUGAGAGAGAGAGAGAGAGAGGGUGUGUGUAUGAAUACUUAUUUAGUUUCAACCCAAACGUCGCUGACUGCAUUCUUUCCUUGGCGGGUGGAGCGAGCGGAGUAUCGGACAGAGAGAUUUACAGAAAGAGAGAGAGAUAGAAAAGAGAAAGAGAGAGAUAAGAGAGUCCAAGAAAAAGCUGAAACUUCGCUGCAGACGCUCCUGCACAGGAUUACAUCCAGCAUAUCCUGAACGACAAGCCGUGUCAUCUACGAUGCAUGCCUAAAACACUCACCAAAAAUAAAUAAACAAUGAACACCGUGACCGCCGCCACCUGCCUUCUCGUCGCCGGCUUCAGCUGCUACCUCUACGGCAGCGAUGUGAUGUUAUCGCUGCUCCAGGUUUCUCUUGCAGACCCCUCCAUGCCCGAGCCCUCCAUGCCCGAGCCGGGAGCUGCUCCGCGGCGGAGCCCGCAGGGAGUCCCCUACACCGACAUGCAGCACAUCGUCAACGCCGACGGACUGCACCUGUUCUGCCGCUACUGGGAGCCCGCCGGACCGCCAAGGGCCCUGGUGUUUAUUGUCCACGGGGCCGGGGAGCAUUGUGGGCCGUAUGAUGAGAUCGCACAGAGACUGAAGGAAUUGUCCAUGCUGGUAUUUGCACACGACCACGUUGGCCAUGGUCAGAGUGAAGGAGAAAGGAUGAACAUCAAAGACUUCCAGGUUUACGUCAGAGACUCUCUGCAGCACGUUGACCUGAUGAAGUCCCGCCACCCAGAACUGCCUAUCUUCAUCGUGGGUCACUCCAUGGGCGGUGCUAUCUCCAUUCUGACGGCCUGUGAGAGGCCCAGAGAUUUUUCUGGAGUGGUUCUGAUAGCUCCGAUGGUCCAGAUGAACCCAGACUCAGCCACACCGUUCAAGGUUUUUAUGGCGAAGGUCCUCAACCACUUGCUGCCCAGCCUCACUCUGGGCUCCAUCGACUCCAAAUGGGUCUCACGGGACAAGAAGCAGGUGGAGGCGUAUGAUGCCGAUGAGCUGAACUUCCACGGCGGCAUGCGGGUGUCGUUCGCCAUGCAGCUGAUGGGGGCGGCGGCGCGCAUCGAGAGGGAGAUCCCGUCCAUCAGUUGGCCCUUCCUGCUCCUGCACGGCGACAUGGACAAGCUGUGCGACAUUAGAGGCUCCAAGAUGAUGCACGAGAAUGCUGCAAGCUCAGACAAGAUAAUCAAGGUCUUCGAGGGGGCCUACCACGCCCUUCAUCACGACCUCCCAGAGGUGGCCGAGUCCACGCUGAAGGAGCUGACCAGCUGGAUCAUGGAGCGCCUCCCCGCUGCGACAUCGCCGCAACCGCAAGGAUCCUAGAAUCAGGACUUUGACAACCCGCUCAGCGCUCCAAGGCAACUGCCAACAUCGUCCCAAGAGGCAUAACAACACUGCUACUACACGUUUGAGCACAUUAUUUUCUCUGACGUUUCCUGAAGUUUCCUCCUCACUUAUACACAUAAGCCAGAUCUUUUUAAGAAGUAAGGACAAAUGUAAUGUGAUCUGCACAAGCACAUUUACCUUUAAUAUCAGACAUCUCAGAAAGCAUCCGCAAGCUCUCUUCAUAAUCUUCUCUGCCUCCCUCUCGAUCGCACUUUUCACAAAUGACCUAAAAUACCACUUUUGACACUUAUAGAGUCAGUCGGUAAUUUAUACUGUAAGCACAUGUGACUGUGUAUAUAUUACAAACCCUCUCUUCUCCUCACUUCCUCCGUAUGUCCCUUUUCUUUGGUCCGAAGACAGAUGCUAGGCGCUGAUACAUUAAUGGUGUAAUCUAUCUAAUCUAAAUCCAGAGCCCUAAAGUCUAGUUUUAAAUCUAGUUGUAAUAAUUUAACAUGUUGUUUUAUAAAUGACGUGAAUUGGGUGAUGGAUGCCGGCAACAUAUCUCAAGUCUUUUUUUCCCCUCUUAUAAAGUGAUAUUUUAUUUAUUUUCCUAUUAUAUCCUAAAGAUUAGUUUGCCAUCCCCUCCAUUUACUGACUAAGUUACCAAUGGACACAAAGACUUACCAUUCAUAGUUCUUGUUUCAGUGAGUUUAGCUCAAGGUGUAGGAGCAUGAAGAGGAUGCAGAUUAACCAGGUGAAGCUGUUCCGUCUCUCGCUCUCUCUACAGAUACAGAAUUAGAGGGAGAGGGCAAAGUUCAAAAAGUCCCCGCUCUAUGUGACCUUUGACCUUUUAAGGUCACAGUUGAUUUCCCUGUUAGGGUCUUUCUCUGCAGCUAUAACUUCAUUACGUUCAGACCAGCUGCAGAACGAAAGGGAGCCAUCGCUCUGUUACUGUGGACAAAAGAGGAGAUCUCCUCUGCUCACACAGCAUCUGUCAUUUCCAAAUCAAGUAAUGUGGAUGUGUGCAUUUCUUGCAUGGGUUGCCUCAGUGGGAAUCCAACCCCUCAGAACAAUGACGUAUUUAUAAUGCUUCUGGGAAAGCAGGAUGUUCUUCAAAAUGGAUUCCAGACGCGGAGGGACAGAAAGGGAUAUUACUGACAAUUCAACAUCUGGCUUCAAAAACACCUGAACACCACAGCAAUCUAGUAUAUACAUACAUUUAUGUUUUCAAAUUGAAAUUCAUCUGAUUUAAAUGAAAUGUUAUGGAUAUUUACUCACUACAGUUAAAAUCUCUACACAUGAUUGGCACUUAAUAGACAACUUUUAUUUAAAUCUGACUACUAAAAGGCCAUUACAAAAAAGGAAUGAGUGUAUCUCCAGAAUAUUAUUCCUGGCAGUGUGGAAAAGGCUUUGAAGCAGCUUUUAUACCCUAAUGUUGGAUUUAAAAAAACAUAUAGAAAAUGUAAUUGAUUUGAUUUUAAAAUUCAAAGAAUCUAAAUAAUCAAAGAGAUAGAUUGUAUGCCUGCUAGCUAACAAUAGGAAUAGUGUGGCUUGGGUUUCCUCUAAUCCCAUCUACAGUAAGAGUAGCUAAAGCUGUGGUCAAGCUAACAUCUCCCCUUUUCUUUUCUAUGUUCCCAAAGUGUAAAUCUGUCACUUUUUCAAAAUGUUUGCAGCAUUGUGCAGUACUUGAAGUCAACCCUGGCCUCAAAUAGGUUUUCAACAAAACCAUAGCAAUAAUGUCACAGUAGCCUUUAUUCUCGGUAGCCGUUAAUUGUAAGCUAAACAGACACACAUUGAGCUCAUUAUUAUAUAUUUCAGGUAGACUGUUAUUAGCAGGUAUUGCUACAUGCUAAGAUUUUCCUCCUAUACAUCCUGCAUGAGAACGUUUCAGCAGCAGGAGUCGAGAGUUUUAAAGUUGCACGUGUUUGUCCGCACCCAGAUUUUUUGGCAAUUCAGACACAACAAGCAUCUGUUGACUUCCGACAUCAUGCAUGUCUUGUAGAGAAUACAUCUCGUGUGCAGUUCGACCCCCCUCACUCCUUCUUUUUAGAAUGUUUUCUUUUUUCCUCUAUCACACCGAGUUCAAAGGGACUCAUGCAGAGAGUGUAGGGGAGGCUCGGUGCAGUAUCCACGCUGAGCAUCACUCACGUGUAACCACGGCAGCAGGCCAGCGACAAGGUAGAAUUUUCUUUCCGUUUUACAUGUGUAGUAACCACGGUGAUCACUACAAGACUGAUGCAAUGAGAUGAAUUUCUGGCUUCGUGCCUGCUCUGUCUCUUUUUCUCUCCUAACUUUCUAUUUCCUCUCCCUGUCUCACCCCGUGUCACCACCUUUUUUUUGUUGCUGUGGUGAUCAGCGCUCUUUGUUCUGUCCAUCACAGAGCUCCUUGUUCUGCUGCGAAUUCAAACAUCUUGUACUGUCAGUCACCAAUACUGCUCCUAGUGGCCAACUGUCAGAUCAGCAACAGGUUACAUUACAUUUGUUUUGUUUUUCAGCUGGCUUUUUUUCGGACUCUUUAAACGUGGGACAUAUUACUUAACCUGCCACUGACUCAGCUAAACUUAAUGCUGUAUCAAAGCCACUCAAUUACUUUUGGUUUUGACUUUUUUUUUUUAAUUGCUCUCAUGCUGGCAUGUCCUGCAAACACUUACCAGCUAUGAUGUGUUUUGCAAUGCUUCUCUUUAUUGCCUCUGAUGUGGUAUUGAAACCACGAAGUUGCAAUGGAAAAUGAGGGAUCAAUGAAUUGGGAUCAGGAGAAUUGAGAGCAGGAAAAGUAAGGGGAGUUUAUAGUCUACAUUUUCUAUGCACGUUUGAGUGCUUUGCAGUUUAGGGGAUAAUAACAGGGUAAAAUGCAUCAUAAAAAAAGAGAAAAGGAUAAUAAAAAAGAAAAGUGAACAAUAGAAGGGCGUUCAGGAUGUGAAUGCCUCAUCUUAUCCAUCUUCUCUGGCUUUAGAAGCCAGAACAAAAUGUCAGGUUGCAUUGCCAUGGCUGCAGACAUAGAUUGAGAUGUAAUGUAUUCAUCGGUCCCGUGGGAGUCCGACCCUUAACCUCAACCUCAUAUCAAAAGCACUUCAAACACAAUCUGCUUCUGAUUGAGCAGCAGCAGGCGCAGCACACACAAAGGCUGCUCAGUCCCAGUUGUAUUCACACUGGUAAUAGCACCCCUGCUGCACAAUGGAUGCUAUGUAACAGAGCAUUCAAAAAGCUCUACCUGUCAGACUACACGAGUGCAUAUUACGGCUAUCGUUAGCUAUGAGGGCGGAGAGAGAUGGAGAGAGAGGAGAAGAGAGUAACCAUGGUAACACAUUUUUUGUUUUGUUUUUCUGUGGAAUCACCCAGUGAGAAAUGUUUAUUUUUUAAUGGUGCAGGAUGGAAAGCAGACGCUGCUGCGCUUUCAGAGCCGCUUGUCCAUUUCGCUGCUCUGAGGAUUCCCUUUUGUGCGAGCGUUGAGAUAAGAGAGCAAAUAAUUAGCGUCAUCAGCUCGCAGUGAAUAAUAAGAGCAGCACACACUCACUGAAUUCAAUUCAGACAGGUCUGCUGUUUGUACUGACAUCACACUAUUUACAUUUUUGUGUAUUUUUACCCCCAUCAAUCCUUUGGUCUUGAUUAAAAAGUGGUAGAGGUUUGUCAUACUGAGAAAUAGCCAUGUACAGAUGCAUUGCUCUGUUAAUAUGUAAUAAUUCACUCGACUGUUAAUAUCUCUUUUAUUUAGGACAGAAGUUAUAUGUUAGGGAGAGAACAUAACUAAGGAAGGAAACUACUGAUUGGGCUGCGGCUUUUCUGACACCGAAGUUCAGUUGGCCUGUCUGUUUGUGAAUAGGGCCGUUUUGUUUUUUUAUCUCGACUUUAUGACUGUUUUCUAAGAAAAGAGCUGUUAUACGUGCCGGAGGACUAAGGGGCACAGGCCAAUCUUUCUGUAGCUUUAUGAGAUCAGAGUGCACUGGAAGGAUUCAGUGCAUGAACGAAGUCUAGCGUCAGUGCUCAAGUGGACAGCAAGAGUUUAAGCGGUCUUCUCCAAAAUGCUGUAAAUGCAUGAAAAAAUAAGUUCAUCACCAUAUCUGUAAAGUAGAAAUGAUCCAGGCUGUUAAGGUGUCAUCAUAUCCUCCCAUGAGAACUUAAAUUACACUCUAGUCUAUAAAAGUGUGUUGAUAUUGCAUUUUGGAACAAAAACCUUCAUUCAAAUCUUGCUGGAUUUAUGUACAAUGUUUAUUUCCAGUGGUCAGACUGCUUGAUUACUGAACAUAAUUGUAAUACACUGUAAUAAUAGCAUAGCAUUGCUAACAGCACUUGAUGGAAAAACAAAAAUCAAGACUUCGAUGUAUUUGACAAAUCUUUUAUUUAUCUUGUUUAGAGUAUUUAUAGGAAUUCAUUUUAUGCAUAGGCUACUAUAUAUUGAUUACACAUCAUGACAAGGCACUUUUUUAUACCAUAAACAAGUCAUAUUAUGUCAUUUUUACUGUUGAUGAUCAGCUACAUGAAGCUCCAUAAUACUUUUUGAGAUGGAAACCGUUUAAAGGUUGUAUGUAUGUACAGUCCGUAAUCCCAAAAAUGUAUAACAAUAUUUCUGAUAUGAUUUUGCAGAGAGUAUUUUACUACUGUGUGUUGAAGUCGGCGUUGUGUUGAGUCUUUUUGCCGUUUGCCAUACAUGUUUAAUCUGAUAUUAAAAUGUUUUUUGAUUUGUAACAAGAUCUUAACAACAGGGUGUUAAUGCUACAGGUUUGGGAAAAUAUUGUACUUCUUUCCCAAAUUAGUUUUUCAGGAACUUUCACUUUAAUCUUGAAGUACCUCCUCUUUUAAAAAAACACUUAAAUGAAAUGGACCUGAGUGGGAGACUUAAUGCAGCUCUCUGCAUUCAUCAAACCUUCUGCUACAUCUCCGAUCAAAGACAAUUUGGUCAAAACAUGUUUCAGGACUAAAUUGCAUGUAUCAGGUUUUUAUUCCAACAGCAAAAAUAAGCAUUCCACACAAUUAAAAUAUUUUUUAUGGGAAAAUUUAAUGCAAGUCUAUUUUUGGAUUGUGGUCUAGUUGUGUAUGUGCCUUAUUACCGUGACGAUCGUGUAUCUGAACGUGUUUGUGCAUUUGUGUGUGUUGAUCAAUCGAUGAACUGUACAGAGCUGCGAUAAGCAGAUCAGACUCUCUGUUACUUCACUUUUUGUGGUUGUCACAUCUGUUUCUGUCUCAGUAAUUGUGUCUCUCUGCUCUUCUCCUUCCUGUCUGUCUCUUUCUAUUUAUGUCUGUCGGUGUGAAUUUGAGUCUUUCAGUAGAGGCUGAGAUACAGCUCACAUUAUGAAAAAACACAGGUUGCUUUAAUGACUGGUGUCCAACAGAAAACAGGAAGCUCUGUCCAUCACAUGAUCGUAACACAAAGAUUUGUAAUACAACAAGGUCCAAGCAACAACUAUACAAUAACGUAGCACUAAAUAUCUGGCAGAACUGGAGAAACUUUAACAUGCUUUGUCAUUAUUUGUACUUUGCAGUAACUCUGCACUUCUGUCAGAUGGCACAAUAUCCAUGAACAAACAAAUACUUCUGGCCAUAGUUACUUACUGACAAAGAUCUAUAUUUAAAUAGUCUCUAAAGAAGCUGUGGCGGAAAAUUCAGAUAUGUGAUGUAAGAAGUAGGAAGAUGAAGUGUGAAUUGUAGUUUCAUUAUUGGGUCUUCCUUGUGUGUUGCUUUUUUUUCUAAAUACUGUUUGACACUUUAUUUGAAUAGCCCAGUGCUGAUACUCUACUCUCAACUCUACUUGUUGUUCUCUACUUCUCUAAAGCCAGUAUAAAAACUUUAAUUUUACUCACAUAUUCAUAUAUUGAACAUAGUCAGAAUCCUACACCUUUCCCUGAUACAUCUUAGGCCCUUCACAAUAAGUUGAGUAUCGGCAUCAGACAAUUGAAUUAAAGUGUCACAAAAUAUUGUAUAUAAAAUGUAAUAAAGUAUUUCUGAAUCACUGAAAGUCACACCUGAUACUACAAUGUUCAUACUCUCUUACAGAAUAAACUAUACAUCUGUUUAACUGUG
Molecule: messenger RNA, 7398 nt
Organism: Cottoperca gobio
Lineage: Eukaryota; Metazoa; Chordata; Actinopteri; Perciformes; Bovichtidae
Gene: mgll
Product: monoglyceride lipase
Exons: 8
Coding region: 334-1380 (348 amino acids)
Source: RefSeq, a predicted model, not a curated record